AGUCUUCAUGCAACAACCACUGACUCCAGAAUUUAAUGACCACAUAAUAACAAGCCUAAACUCUUGGAUCGUGGCUCAAUAAAGGGGUAUCAGACCCAAAGAGAGCCAAGCACCACAAUCCUUCAAAGGGCAAAGAACUCGGAAGUGUCUUCAAUGGCAGAAGAAGUGGUGUUGUAUGGUGUGUGGGAAAGCGCCUUUAGCCGCAGAGUAGAGAUGGCUCUGAAACUGAAAGGAGUGGAGUACAAAUACAUGGAGGAAGAUUUGAACAGCAAGAGUCCUUCGCUUCUCAAAUACAACCCUAUUCACAAGAAGAUUCCUGUCCUCCUACACAACGGAAAGCCUAUCGUGGAGUCCCAAGUUAUUCUGGAAUAUAUUGAUGAGACAUGGCAAGGCUAUCCCAUAUUGCCCAAAGAUCCGUACGAGAGAGCCAUUGCACGUUUCUGGGCCAAGUUUAUAGACGAAAAGUGCUUGCCUACGAUAUUUAAAGCUUGUUAUGGCGAAGAGAAAGAGCGUGAGAAGGCUGCGAAAGAAAAUUAUGAGGUUCUUAAGUUUCUAGAGGAAGAGCUCAAGGAAAAGAGAUUCUUUGGAGGAGAGAAUAUUGGAAUGGUAGAUAUUGUCGCUAAUAUCAUUGCCUUUUGGGUUGGAGUUAUAGAAGAAAGUUCAGGAGCAAAGUUGUUGACAAGAGACAAAUUUCCUAAACUAAGCAGCUGGAGUCAUGAGUUUGUGAGCAAUGGUGUUAUCAAGGAAUGUCUCCCUCCAAGAGAUAAACUACUUGCCAAUUUUCGAAAUCGUUUUGGGCAAACUAACUCUUCCAAAUAGAUGAAUUUACCCGCAACAGUCAGUCGGUGAAAAUCACCUGCAUAAUAAUCCACCACUAUAGUGAAUGGGCUUCUGCCAUGUGCUUGUAAUUUCAUCCAUCGUGUCAUGUCUCUGUUUUUCUUUUCUUUUUUCUUUUCAUUUAGUAUUUUUUAGGUUUUCAAAGUUUAUGUUUGAAAUGACUUAAAACAACCAGCAAGUGAAGCUCGGUCUUGUAAUUCCUUGAAAUGAUGGUUUCUCAUUUCUUUAUGUUGGAUGCAUUUAUAUUAUGUUCAAAG
This is a messenger RNA of Corylus avellana, 1094 nucleotides long. Its product is annotated as glutathione S-transferase U8. Gene Ontology annotation, cellular component: cytoplasm. The record is from RefSeq and is a predicted model, not a curated record. Gene Ontology annotation, molecular function: glutathione transferase activity. Gene Ontology annotation, biological process: glutathione metabolic process. NCBI's taxonomy places the organism in Eukaryota, Viridiplantae, Streptophyta, Magnoliopsida, Fagales, Betulaceae.